GUCCCUCUUCGUUGUUGGCAUUGCAGGUUGGGUAUCGUCCAUUUCAUCUUUUUCGUCGACAGUACUUUGUACUCCAUAAUUCUAAUCAUAUCUUGUGCUUUUCCCUCUUCUUUUGCAUUGACUUGCGUUACUCUACGACUGGUCUGUUGUCGAAUCCAAGUCUGUACAGUAUGGACAGACAUGCCUCCUCCAAGGCCGACGAUUCCAAAUUCAAGUCGUCCAAUGCAACUCCCAGACCAGUGACAAAACCCUCUGCCCCGAGGCUGUCUACUUCCUCGAGACCCUCUACAAUUGCUUCUGCAGCCAAAGCGAGCGGUGGUAGCUCUCUGAGCAAACCGCCUGCACGUCCCACGACUACAUCUACGGCUCGUAGACCUACAAGUACAUCUACAUCGUCCACUCACGCCACGACAAGCCAUGGAACGAAAAUCUCGGUCAGCUCUGUCGACGAGAAGGCCUCUGGCGAUGAGAAGAGGAAGGAGGGUAUAUCAGCAAGACCCAAGCGGAUGUCGUUGGCUUCAAACACCAGUACCGAACGGACUGCGGCGUCCAAGACCGUCAGCGCAACGCCAGCGAGGCGGACUACUCUUCAGCCAACAGCCACCCGGACCAGUGCUGCGAGCCCGGUUGGCACAAGGAAAGCACCUACGACUCCUAGUACCUCACGAACGACUACCAGCACCACGGCACGCUCAAGGCCUCUUGCUACAGUAGCCUCGCGAAACGUUGGAGCUGGCGCCCUUGCCGAGAAGAAGCGCCUGAGCACGAUACCAGCGUCUCCUGCCACCAAGCCGGGUGCUGAAGAAGCCGAACAUAAUAAGGAAAAUGCAGUUGCAUCCACGGCAGAUAAACCUACCCGACCUGCGUUGGGUUCAAGAAAGUCCACUCGCUCUGUGAUGAUUGAGCAGCAGAUACGCGAGUUUGAACUUGUCAACAGCAUGCUACAAGCGGCCAUGGCCUCGGACGGUGCGGACGAAGAAGAGAAACAAAACAUCUCCGAGGAAGCUGCAACGACCAUCUCCAAGCUCAAGUCGGAUCUUGCGAAAGUACGAGAGUUUGAGCGGGCACAUGGCCGUCUCCCCACUAACGCCGAACUUGAGGAAGUUGCCUCUGUUACGACAGAAAAUGAUGCGAAAACUCCGAUUGCUGAGACUGCUAGCCAAGGUGAACAUGCAGGGCCUGAUGCCUCCGCCCUACAGACGGAGCUCGCUCAGAGCAAGGAAGAAGUCAGCACUCUCCAUGCCCAGCUCUCUGAACUCAAAGCGAAACUGGAGGAGUUCAGCAAGAGUGCAGAAGAAGAGAGUCGUAUCGUGCAGGCUGCAGCAGAGUCGAUUCAGAAGGAGCAUGCUGCCAAGAUUGAAGAGCUACAGGCACUCAACGAGAGCAAACUGGGAGAGUUGGAAAAUGCUCACAAGGCAAAGAUUGACGAAUUAGCCACUGGUCAACAGUCCGAGGUGGAUGCGCUCACGGAGAAAUUUUCGAGUCAGGUAGCAGCCAAAGAAGCCGAGGCCAGUCAACUAAGGUCGGAAAUCGACGAAUUACGGACUUCAGGGUCCUCCAAAGAGUCUUCAAAUCAAAGCGAGCUGGAAAAUCUGAGAACAGAACUUGAAGAACUCCGUGCCGCGACAAACGAGGAGAAAUUGGUGAAGGAUGCUCAAAUCGAAAAGCUGAAACUUGACCUUGAGACUAGAAAGAUUGAAUCAGACAGUGUGAGCGCAAGCGAAUUUGUACCCUCUCCAGCUCUCUCGCCAAGUCGAAGCACUGAGCUUGAGGAGGCGCAGAAGAAACUCGAAGCUGCGCAGACCCGUCACCAAGCCGCCAAGGAGAACGCGAAGACCAAAAUCGCAAGAUUGCAAGAAGAGUUGGAGACGAAGACCAAAGCACUCAAAUCUCAGCACAGAGAGGAACUCGAAACGCUACAAGAAAGGCUUACUCAGGCCGAAACAGCCUCUGUUGAGAAACAGAAACAACUUGACGAACAAGAGGAAUCUGAUACAAAGAUCAAUGAAGAAAUACAGUCUCUGAAACAGCAACUGAUCGAUUCUCAGCAGACUAAAAAAGAGGAGACCGAGUCUCAAUCCGCCAUGAUAGCCGAACUGCAAGAAAAGCUGCGAGUUCUUGAGCAACAGAAGGAUGAUGAUCUCGCAGCUGCGCAAAACACACAUUUGGAGAAGAUCCGAGAGCUUGAGGAUCAAUUGAACGCUACCAAACAAAGCUUGGAGGACGCGGAAGAGUCGCACAAGACACAAUUAGAAGAACUAAUGAGACAGUCGGCUGAAGAGCUCAACGAAGCCAAGGUCGAACUCCAACAGGUCAAAGCUGACCAUACAAGCAAAUUGGACGCUUUGCAGGCAGAACUUGAGAGGUCCCUGGAACAAGUUGAUUCAACACGAGGUGAUCACGAUAAGAACAUAUCAUCGUUGCAAAUCCAACUGGAUGAGGCAAAGACCGCCCUUGUUGAAGCACUCGAAAAACAUGAGAAGCUUCUCCAAAUGCACGAGACUGAAAGCAACACUGCCAAAGAGGAAGUGGCUCGUUUGAAGGCUACCCACGAUGAAGAAUUACAACAAGCUCGUUCUGAGGCACUGGCGAAACACGAAGAGGAGAUUGCCGCGCUCAAGGUGAACCAUGCAGGUGAGAUGCAACAAUUGGAGGAAAAAGUCCAUUCUUCUCACAAGGAAAUCUCGACUCUUAAGGAGAGUCAUGCCUCCCGAAUUCAACAGCUAGAAGAACAAAUGAAAGCUUCUUUGGCUGACCUGGAAACACUCGAAGCUGGUCAUGUAGCAGAACUUGACCGGGUGAAGGCUGCGGCGGAAGAAGGCCAUCAGAAAGCAGUCGAAGAAACCGAGAAGACUCACGUAGAGCGUGUCCGACAAUUUGAACAGCAGCUUAACGCAGUCGAAGCCGAACUAUCUAACGUGAAGGCUGAACACGCUGAAGAACUUGCCGAGCUGGAGAGACGACGAGUUUUGGAUCAAGAGGUUGCUACGAGUACUCUUAACGAGUCCCACGCCAACAGCAUCAAGGAAUUGGAGGCACAGCUCAAAUCCGCCCAGGAAGCCUUAGAGUCUAGCAAAGCCGAGCACACUGAGCAACUCCAGGCACUUGAAGCAGACAUUAGGUCUCAUCAUACUGAGACCAUCGAGUCUUUGAGAUCCAGCCAUGCUGAGCUUCUGAAAGAGACCGAAGCCAACGCCAAAGCCAGUCAAGAACAAGCGAUUGAGGAAGCCCGUGCUUCACUUUCAGAAGAAAAGCGGCAGCUCGAACUGCAGGCCAACGCUCUACAAUCGGAUUUAGAAGGCACUCGUUUUCAAAUUCAGAGCUUGAAGGGUAUCUUGCAGUCGAUGGAUGAGGAGACCAAAUCCAAAGAUCAAGAGCAUGCCGAAGCCCUCGAGAAGAUGGACCAAGAAUUGUCGAUGGCCAUACAGAAAGUAGCCGAGAAGUCCACUCAAAUCAUGAAUCUUCAGUCCAACCAUGACCAGGCGUUGGCUGAGGCUAAGCAGGCUCUUCAGGCCAAGUCCCAAGAAGAGCUCGAGAAACUGCGUUCUGAGCACGAAAAAGCACUGGCAGAAGUCCAGGCCACCCUUGAGAAGGAACAUCAACAGGCUCUUGACAAAAUAAUGGAGGAGCAUGCCAAGUCAAACGAAGCUGACCAAGAAAAGACCAAGUCGCAGCACGAGGAAUUGGAGAGGCAAAUGAAAGAGGUUCAUGAUACGCAAAUGGACGAGAUCAUGAAAACGCUGGAGAGCCAAUGGAAAUCUCAAGUGGAUCAACUGGAAGAGACCAACGCGGCCGCUAGUGCCCGCCUCGCGCAGCUCACGACGGACCACGCGGAUGCAGUCGAAUCUCUAAAAUCUGAGCAUGAAGCGGUACUUGCAAAAGUGCAAGCAGAGUUGGACGUUGCCCGUCAGGCAUCUGAGGCAUCAAAGGACACCACUGAGCUUGACGAAUUGAGAGACCAGCUCACCCAGUCUCGCCAGCAAAUCGAGCAGCUUGAACAAAAAUACCAGCAGGCUAUGGCAGCGGCGGUCCAAUCGCACGAUUCCUCCUUGGCAGCAGCACAGGAGGAACUCGAGGCGGUAAGGAAGUCUGCCGAAGAACGCCCAGACCCUGCCCAGUUUGAGGAACUGAGAAACCAAUAUGUUGAAGCACAAUCUUCCCUGUUCGAGUUGCGCGAUAAGCACGAGAAAGCGAUCCGGGAGACCCAAGCCGAGUAUGACGAUAAGAUCGAGAAACUUUAUGCUGAGUUGAACGAGGUCAAGAAGGGCGCCGAGGACAUGCCCAGUGCGACUGAGCUUCUGAACGUCAAGGCGGACCUUGAAGAUACGAAGAAGUCGAUGUCGUCGCUGCAGGCCGAAUUGGACGGAGCCAUGCUUGAGGUCGAGACACAACGAGGUAUGGCUGAUGCUGCCCAACAAGAAAUCAACAGACUUAAACAGGCUCAAAAGGAAGUCGUUUUGCCAAGUCCUAAACCUCGGGGAAAGAGCCGCAGCCCGCGACGAAAAUCAAUGAACCCACUCACCCCGACAGGUUCAAAGAAAGGCCUUGAGUCAAGCAAAUGGGCUACUCCUGAGGAUCCGGCACCUACAGAAGAACAUACUGACGGUUAUGCGGGUGAAAUCUCAGCCAGUGGUCUGAAAGGAGGAGAUGUCGCCUCCCAAGAUACUGCUGCUGGUGUCGCCUCUGAAGAAACGUCUGCCCCACCCGACGAAUCCAACUCAACAGCGCCUAAACGCAAUGUCGCCGGUCAAUUAGCUGGAAUCCACGAAGAGAUCAAGCAGUUGAGUGAGCUCAGUGAUGAGAUGUUUGAUGAUCAUCAGAAGAUGGCAAGAACGCUGAACAAGGUUGAUGAUACCACCACGACCACGGUCGAUGUUGAAGAGCAAGGGGAUGAGUGAGUGAGAUGAUGAGAGAUCAGGUUGUUAGCGUUGAGAAACAAGGUGAUCAUUCUGGGGCUGACGGGGUACCUUGCCAUAGAGACCUUAAUUUUUCAUUGUUUCUUUUUUCCAGCCACAGUCUCCGUAAUCACGACGGUGCCGGCCUCCGGCUAUACCAAAAUUCUUGUUUGGUCUCAGCAAGCGACUUGAGCGAGCACAAAUUGAGUACUGAAAGCGAUCAAGAGCGAGUUUGGAAAGUUUAUGUUAUCAGCUUGUUGGGUUGAAAGUAUUGAUGAUGAUUGUAGUCUUUUGUGGAGUUGAGAUACCCCCUCUUUUUUUCUUAGCCUGUACCUUUUGGUAUAGAUAGGUCUUUAUUGAGCAAUGCACAUUCUUUUU
Molecule: messenger RNA, 5273 nt
Organism: Exophiala oligosperma
Lineage: Eukaryota; Fungi; Ascomycota; Eurotiomycetes; Chaetothyriales; Herpotrichiellaceae
Exons: 1
Coding region: 171-4898 (1575 amino acids)
Source: RefSeq, a predicted model, not a curated record